Molecule: messenger RNA, 3431 nt
Organism: Acinonyx jubatus (cheetah)
Lineage: Eukaryota; Metazoa; Chordata; Mammalia; Carnivora; Felidae
Gene: CDC7
Product: cell division cycle 7
Exons: 12
Coding region: 331-2055 (574 amino acids)
Biological process (GO): protein phosphorylation; mitotic DNA damage checkpoint signaling
Cellular component (GO): nucleus
Molecular function (GO): protein serine/threonine kinase activity; ATP binding
Source: RefSeq, a predicted model, not a curated record
CCAUGGCGCGGGAUUCUGAGGGACUAGAAACGAAUUCUGGAUCGUGACUUCGGUCUUGUCGCAGCGCAGUAACCCAUCCUCCCACCCCUGUUCGGAUCCCGCUGACCCACGGCGGGAAAGUCAUGUGCCUGCGCACUAAGCAUCCCGUUGGGUCUCGGGUCUGAAGGAGGAAGGUCCUUCCCCGCUGAGCUCGCGGCGGUGCUCCCAGAAGGAUCCCAUUCAUUCCCUCUUUCUCUCCCCUCCGCUGAUGUAUUCUAAUUUUCACAGCUGCUUUGCUCCCCCGGUGGACAUGACCCCUUAGCUGGCAUUUUGCAUCCCAGUUGUUUUGUGAUGGAGGCAUCUUUGGGGAUUCAGAUGGAUGAACCAAUGGCUUUUUCUCCCCAGCGUGACCAGGUUCAGGCGGACGGCUCGUUAAAAAAACAUGAGCAGAAUUUUAAACUACCAGGUGUUAAAAAAGAUAUUGAGAAGCUUUAUGAAGCUGUACCACAGCUUGGUAAUCUAUUUAAGAUUAAGGACAAAAUUGGAGAAGGCACUUUUAGCUCUGUUUAUUUGGCCACAGCACAGUUACAAGUAGGACCUGAAGAGAAAAUAGCUCUGAAACAUUUAAUUCCAACAAGUCAUCCUAUAAGAAUUGCAGCUGAACUUCAGUGCCUAACAGUGGCUGGGGGGCAAGACAAUGUCAUGGGAGUUAAAUACUGCUUUAGGAAAAAUGAUCAUGUGGUUAUUGCUAUGCCGUAUCUGGAGCAUGAGUCCUUUUUGGACAUUUUGAAUUCUCUUUCUUUUCAAGAAGUACGGGAAUAUAUGUUUAAUCUGUUCAGAGCUUUGAAACGCAUUCAUCAGUUUGGUAUUGUUCACCGUGAUGUUAAACCCAGCAAUUUUUUAUAUAAUAGGCGCCUAAAAAAGUAUGCAUUGGUAGACUUUGGUUUGGCCCAAGGAACCCAUGAUACCAAAAUAGAGCUUCUCAAACUUGUCCAUUCUGAAGCUCAACAGGAGAGUUGUUCACAAAAUAAAUCCCAUAUAAUCACAGGAAACAAGAUUUCCUUGAGUGGCCCAGCAGCACCUAAGGAGCUCGAUCAGCAGCCCACCAUGAAGACCGUGAAAAGGCCCUAUACAAAUGCACAAAGUCAGAUUAAACAAGGAAAAGAUGGAAAGGAGGGAUCUGUAGGCCUUUCUGUCCAGCGCUCUGUUUUUGGAGAAAGAAAUUUCAAUAUACACAGCUCCAUUUCACAUGAGAGCCCUGCAGUGAAACUUAUGAAGCAGUCAAAGACUGUGGAUGUACUAUCUAGAAAGUUAGCAACAAAAAAGAAGCCUAUUUCUACAAAAGUUAUGACUAGUGGUGUGAUGAGGAAAACUGCCAGUUCUUGCCCAGCUAGCCUGACCUGUGACUGCUAUGCAACAGAUAAAGUUUGCAGCAUUUGCCUUUCAAGGCGACAACAGGUUGCCCCUAGGGCAGGUACACCAGGAUUCAGAGCACCAGAGGUUUUGACAAAGUGCCCCAAUCAAACCACAGCAAUUGACAUAUGGUCUGCAGGUGUCAUAUUCCUUUCUUUGCUUAGUGGGCGGUAUCCAUUUUAUAAAGCAAGUGAUGAUUUAACUGCUUUGGCUCAAAUUAUGACAAUUCGUGGAUCCAGGGAAACUAUCCAAGCAGCUAAAACUUUUGGCAAGUCGAUAUUGUGUAGCAAAGAAGUCCCAGCACAAGACUUGAGAAAACUUUGUGAGAAGCUCAGAGGUAUAGAUUCUAACACUCUGAAAUUAACAAGCGGUGUACAAGGGCCUGCUUCUCGUGACCCAACAUUUUCAGAGAAGACUGACCAUAAAGUUUCUCACCUUAUACAAACACCUGAAGCACAGCAUUCAGGAAAUUCAUUGUAUAAAGGAGACAGUAAUGGCUGUGGGGGUGGUUUGGAUACAGAUACUACCAAUUUAGCAGGCUGGAAUGAGGUACCUGAUGAAGCUUAUGACCUGCUUGAUAAACUUCUAGAUCUAAAUCCAGCUUCAAGAAUAACAGCUGAAGAGGCUUUGUUGCACCCUUUUUUUAAAGAUAUGAGCUUGUGAUUAUCGUUCCUUAUUUAUAAUGUUUGCUAUUGUGUAUUAUGAGAUGGGGUGAAAAAAGAGUUUUUUGUAAUAGCCAUAAGUUCUUGAUUAGAGACCAGGGCAGGAUGAAUAAUUUAUUUUAAAAUUUUAGUAUUUGCUGUCUGGCAAAUGCUGAAAUACGGACUACGAUCAAAGAUGCCUAAGAUAGUUCUUAGGGCUAACUACAUGAUCUUUGAGUUAGAUCUAGCCAAGUAGAACUAGAUCUUCAGCUUCCUUAAUUACUUGUCACUGCCAUAUGCAGAGAAAGAAGCUAUUUUAGCCUUAGUACAUAGAGGUUUGAGGUACAAAUCUUAAAAUUAAUGGAUGUGAUCUUAAAAUUAAUGGAUGUAAUGGGGACUAAAUGAGUCAAAAGACUUACUUUAUUGGUUUCUUUAAGCAAUGAGCUAUGUGUACUUUUAGAAAACUCAACCUGGUGUUGGUGCUCUAACCAUUCUAUAGGUAAAGGCGAUCAUUUCCUCUUCUAGAGGCAUAUAUUACACCUUUUAUGAACACUAAAAUAACUAAUGAGAAAAUGUUGGAGGUAAUACCACUUAAAAUUGAAUUUAUCCAUUUUUUAAUGUAUUUUGUUAAAGCAUUUUUUGUGUGAAUUGCCACAUUAAUGUUUUCUCUCUUGAUUUUCUUGCCUUCUCUACCCGCACCUAAAUUCUCCCUGAAAAUAACAUGGUGCUUUCCACAAAGUUUCUGUGUGCUUUGUUAAAUAUUGCACGUGUUUACAGUUGGGUACUUCAUGCAUACACGGAUUGAUUAAAGGAAAGCUGCAGGGCCAAGGUGAAGACUGAUAAUCCAAAAUGCUUUUAUUUUUCUCACCAUCCUAGGUGUAAUUAGGUAGCUGCUAAAAGGAAAAGUGAAUACAGCUUUGAGAAGAUUAUUGGAGAGUCUUUCCUCUGAGUGGAGCCAUCAGGAUCUCUAUAUCCUAUUAUAAAUAAGUUGCUCCUGCUCAAAGAAGAUUGAUUACUACAGUCUUGGGCAGACUGGGAAGAGAGAUAAUGAAGUGGGCAGAGUAGAAGAGGACCAGAGGUAGAGACUUAUGAAUUACUACAUUCCAAAAUGAUAUAUAUCAGUGACAGCAUAUCAAACUCUUUGUGUGAAAUAAGUUUGGGGGUGUGGAUCCACGGAGAAGUUUCCCAUUUAGUAAGGAUAGAAUAUAGAAACAGCUUAUGGAUACAGAACAUUUUGUUAUUUUGUACAUUCAAGUCAGUGUGUCUACCUACUCUGGUAAGUAUGGCAUGUGUUUAGCCAUUACCACUGAUGUACUCGCUCUUCUCAUACUAUAAUCUUUAAAAAAAAAAACUUGAAUGUUCUUGAAUUUGUAUGUUUAAUAAAGUUAUUCUUUUCUA